CUUAAGGCUUUUGUCUGCCCAGGAGGUUCCUCUUGGGCUGGUAUUGUCCCUCUGGCGGCGGGAAGCGGGGUGUAUCCCCAAGUUAGGGGUGAGAGAGGGUCCCCAGGAACCUCCUUUAUUCUUUUCCAGGUGAGGACACUCUUUGUCAGUGGGUUGCCUCUGGAUAUCAAGCCUCGGGAACUUUACCUGCUCUUCAGACCCUUUAAGGGGUACGAAGGGUCUCUCAUCAAACUCACCUCCAAGCAGCCCGUGGGCUUUGUCAGCUUCGACAGCCGCUCCGAGGCGGAGGCGGCGAAGAACGCGCUGAACGGCAUCCGCUUUGACCCCGAGAUCCCCCAGACGCUGCGGCUGGAGUUUGCCAAGGCCAACACCAAGAUGGCCAAGAACAAGUUGGUGGGCACCCCGAAUCCCAGCACCCCUCUCCCCACUGCCGUACCUCAGUUCAUCACCCGGGAGCCCUAUGCGCUGGCUCCCUCCCUCCGAGGCUGGUUCUCAGGGCUGGAAGUCCCGUCAGUUCUGCUGAAUGCCGGGUCUCAGGUGUGUGAUGGUGGCCUACAGUCAGUCUUGUGGGUAUUAAUGGAGUCUUCCGAGGUGGCUACUGGGUUGAUGUGCUCUCCACAGGACCUCAGUGUGCUGGCUUGAAAAAAAACCUCACACAAGUUUGGAUUCCUCCAAGACUUUCCCACAGCCUCUAUCACACAUCUGCUCUCCUAGAAGAAAAAAAAGAAAAAAAAACAUACCUAGUAAUAAUAUUUUCCUCUUUUACACUGUAUAUUUGUAAGGAAGAGUGCGUUACUCCCGAAAGCAUGGUUUGACAGGCAUUGUUGUAGUGUUUGAAAAAGCUUUUCAAAUGGAACCAUAGGAAAGCAGACUUCAAAAAAGCAAAAAAGAAAAAAAAAAAACCAUAGAAAAAGGAAAAAAAAAAAAAAACCAAACCAAAAACCAAAACAAGAGCAAGUAUUUUUGUACCAAAGCUCCUCACGAGGACAAUCUUACACCGGGUCGGACCACAGGUUUUGUGCUUGACUUUGGAGGUGUGUAAAGAAGAGUCUCAUUAUCCCCUGGCCCCGUCAGCUGCAUGAUGUCGAAGGCAUGAUGUUCACAAGCGUGAGGACGUCGAGGCACGCCAUGCGGGUUUGUAGGAAUUGUGCUCCGGCCGUGUUGGCAAGGCGUCUGCAGACACUACAGUAUUACUGUUUUCUUCCCAGUUGCACCAAAUGACGAGCAGGCAGGACAAUCAGGAACUUUCUUCCCCUGUUUUCUUUUGGUUUUUUAUACCUUGGGGCUGUGUUCAUAGCUGCUGUGCAAAGCUUCCGUGGGGUACACCAGCUCGGAUCAGGGAUGGGCGGACAGCCCACACAAUGUAGCAAGGUGACAAUUUGCCUCCUCCUCCUCCCUCCUGCCAUGACUGCUCCAAGCUGUUACGGGCAACCUAAACUGCUGUAUGAAAAAACAUAGCAACAAAUCCUCGGUUUGUCAGCUUCCUCGAGGUUGGACAUGAGUCCUGAGGGGCUUCCCACUAUGAUGAAGCGCUGGUCUGGUCUGGCUUGUGGUUUUAGUGCCGAUGUUACGCUGGUCCAGCCGCUCCCUGCGUGGCAUUCCCAUGUUUCCAUGUGCAAAGAUGAGAAGGGAGGCUGCCAACAUCCUUUACAGAGAUAAGAGUACCAGCAGAGAGACUGCUUGACAUACUACUUCUCCUUCUCCUUGCUCCAGGAGGAUAUUUGGAAAAAGAAGAGAGCAAACUGACCCAAAACCUCUAUCAGGUUUUGGUUUCUUGCAAAGGGAGGUGCAGAACUUCUCCUUCCAUUGCCUUUCCCCCGUCUCCAUUCCAGCUGCAGGGAACAAUGAGCUCAGCUGCUGCCCAGGCCUCGCCAUAGCUGGUUUUUCCCAGCUGCCCGUGGCCUUGUUAAACAUCAUCACCUUUUCCUUUCUCCUUCCUCUUGUCCUGUGGGUGGGCCAAAAUAAGAUGGCUGAGAUUCUGCCUGUCGGGGUGGGAGAGGGGGGUGAAAAAAUGAGGUUGGCUUUUCACCAUGAGAAACCAUCCUGUUGGGGUCUUCUGUGAAAAACAGGCCUGACAAAAGUGAUGUGAGAAGAAAUCAAAUCCAAGACGAACCUCAGAGCGGCUGUAAAAGGAACGAUACCAGCGUUCCCAAGCGACGGACUAACUCUUUUAGCAAACUAUUUCCUGUACUUUGUCUCGUGGAGAGGAGAGAAGCUUCCACAUUGUCUACUCUGCUUUUGGAAAUAUGUUUAAAGGUACUUUUCUAUUGUAAUUUUUUAAAAAUAAAACCGGUGAUUAUUGUAAGUUA
Messenger RNA from Cyanistes caeruleus (blue tit), 2309 nucleotides. The record is from RefSeq and is a predicted model, not a curated record. Lineage: Eukaryota; Metazoa; Chordata; Aves; Passeriformes; Paridae.